Molecule: messenger RNA, 2374 nt
Organism: Cucumis sativus (cucumber)
Lineage: Eukaryota; Viridiplantae; Streptophyta; Magnoliopsida; Cucurbitales; Cucurbitaceae
Product: silicon efflux transporter LSI3
Exons: 5
Coding region: 497-2140 (547 amino acids)
Biological process (GO): transmembrane transport
Cellular component (GO): membrane
Source: RefSeq, a predicted model, not a curated record
CCAGCCUAGAAGCUUCAUAAGGGGCCCCCUCUUUUGUAGGGCCUUUGACUCAUUAAUGAGAAAGUCGCGAUUUCUUCGACGACGGAGCAAAAAACAUCGAUGGCUGCUCCGGCGACGAUUGGUGGAGCCCGCCCCUGACUGUGAUAGAUUGGAUACAAUGAAAUUGAUAGGACAAAUGGUAGGCAUUAUUUUAUAUAAAAGCCGAGAGCUCACCAUGUGGACAGAAAUGAAGUUUGUUCAACUUUUUGUUUCCUCUCAAUUACUGUGAGAACCUCCAUAAUAUCCAUUUUUUUUUAUUUGAUUCCUAUUCGUUUUCGAACAGAAAGAGCAAGAUUUGAUCUCUUCUUUUUUGGAUCCAGAUGCAAACAAUUUUUUCUCUUGGCUUGGAUGAGUAGUUGAUUCAAGAUACUGAGGUACUGUGUUGCGGAAAAGACAUUCGAAAUAAAUUCCAGUCAAUCAGGUUCAAAGCUGACUCGAGUUGAAUCUGAUUGCAAACAUGGCCAUGGAUCAUACUGUAAAAGUCAUUCUAGGCUCAAUUGCCUUCGCAGUCUUCUGGUUAUUAGCUGUUUUCCCUGCUAUCCCAUUUCUACCAAUUGGGAGAACAGCAGGUUCUAUCCUAGGGGCAAUGCUCAUGGUCGUAUUUCGAGUCCUAACUCCAGAACAAGCAUAUGCGGCCAUUGAUCUCCCAAUACUUGGUCUUCUGUUUGGAACAAUGGUAGUUAGUGUUUAUCUUGAAAGAGCUGAUAUGUUCAAGUAUUUGGGUAAGGUGCUGUCGUGGAAGAGUAAAGGAGCAAAGGAUUUAAUUUGUCGAGUGUGUCUGAUAUCUGCAAUUUCAAGUGCGUUUUUCACCAAUGACACCUCAUGUGUGGUUUUGACUGAAUUUGUUUUAAAAAUUGCCAGGCAACAUAAUCUUCCUCCCCGCCCCUUCCUUCUUGCCCUUGCAUCGAGUGCAAAUAUUGGUUCUUCAGCAACACCGAUUGGCAACCCCCAAAACUUGGUCAUAGCUGUCCAGAGUAAAAUUCAUUUUGGGCAAUUUGUGAUUGGAAUACUCCCAGCUAUGCUUGUUGGUGUUGUUGUAAAUGCUUUAAUUAUUCUUAUCAUGUACUGGAAAUUGUUAUCUGUCCAGAAGGAUGAAGAAGAUCCAUCACCAGAAGUUAUUGCCGAUGAAGAUGUUCUUUCUCACAGAUUUUCACCAGCCAGAUUAUCACACUCACAAAUUCCAUCCCUUAAUUCUGCAGAAUGGGAUUCUCGAUUGGAUUUGAUGAACGCACAAAGUCCUCCAUGCUCGAACACAAAUGUGGAAACUAUAAGAAAUUCAGUAAGUUCAAAAGAUAAUGAAGAAAUCCGCAGGUCUCAUAGUACUAUGACGGAGCCGGCAAGAAUAUCUGAUGCUUCAAAAGAGUGGCUGCCCAAUGCGUCUACUCAGAAAAGGGAAGAAGAUUUCUCUUCUAAGAGCCUCAACUCAAUGGAAAAACAGAAAGAACCUGUAAUUUUGCAGUCCUCAGAAGGGAAGGAACAUUGGAGCACCAAAUGGAGAAGGAUUGCAUGGAAAUCCUGUGUUUAUCUUGUGACUGUAGGAAUGCUUGUUGCUUUAUUGAUGGGCUUGGAUAUGUCAUGGACUGCCGUGACUGCUGCACUCGCUCUUGUGGUUCUUGAUUUCAAGGAUGCUCAGCCAUGCCUAGAAAAGGUUUCAUAUUCACUUUUAGUUUUCUUUUGUGGGAUGUUUAUGACGGUUGAUGGAUUUAACAAAACUGGAUUGCCAAGUGCUUUUUGGAAUUUCAUGGAGCCGCAUGCACAGAUUGAUCGUGUUUCUGGCACUGUAGUUCUUGCUCUUGUCAUACUGUACCUCUCAAACUUGGCUUCAAACGUGCCUACUGUUCUUCUGCUUGGAGCACGAGUCGCUGCAUCGGCUGCUGCAAUUUCUCCAACCGAAGAAAAACGGGCAUGGCUUCUUUUAGCUUGGAUCAGUACUGUAGCUGGAAAUCUCUCAUUGUUAGGGUCAGCUGCCAACUUGAUUGUGUGUGAACAGGCUCGUCGCACUCCACAGCUAAGCUACAAUUUAUCCUUCUGGAAUCAUCUUAAAUUUGGACUUCCCUCAACUCUUAUUGUCACAGCCAUUGGUUUAGUUCUUAUAAAAUGAUUUUCUUGUCUUUACUAUCCUUAUUUUAUUGUUUUUUUUUUUUUGCUAUAAUAAAGUUUUAUUUUAUGAAGGUUAGAAUUGUAGAUUUCGUUUGAAGUUGAUCUAUAUAUAUAUAUAUAUAAAUGAAGAAUGUUUCCUUGAAAAGUCUGUACAAAUUUAAGUAUGAAACAAAUGUUCAAUAUAUGGUUGAGUUGAAAAUGGAAAUGAACCAAUAAAUAGCCAUUUUUUGUUCGA